CUUGCUUAAAUUAUGCAAUAACUUCCUGCUAUCAUACCUUACGGUUACCAAGGCCCUGACUACCAAGUGGUGGAACAUUAUUUAAAGUUUAAGUGUUGAAUACCGCGGCUUCAUUGUGUGGAGAUAUAAUUCGCUACUUAUAUUGACUCUAUUCGUCGUAACCUAUCUGGAUCUUAGUGAGAUCAAUGACUAUCAUUCACAUAUUCAAGAUAUGCAGCAGAUACAUCUAGCCAUGUCAUCAGAGACAUCUAGCUAUGUCAUCAGAGACAUCUAGCUGUGUGACUAGAGACAUCUAUCUAUGUGAUCAGAGACAUCUAGCUGUGUGACCAGAGACAUCUAGCUGUGUGACCAGAGACAUCUAGCUGUGUGACCAGAGACCUCUAGCUGUGUGAUCAGAGACAUCUAGCUGUGUGACCAAAAGCUGUGCAAUGUCCGAGUGAGAUAUCUUAUGCAAUGCUACAAACGACUUCCAAUACUUGAAAAUUGUAAGACUUUCCAUCUACGGACUACAGCUAGUAUGGCAACUCAGCAGACGAUCAGACUGAAACAGACAGGACGUUGCUACAGGCUGGUGCCGACAGGAUCGAUAACUACUAGAACUGAUAAGAUUCUUACUGAGACCAAGAAAACCAGUGUCCGCCAUGUCAAGGUGGUGACAACGUCCAGACAAGGCGGUCAAAAAGUGGUCAGCGUGGACAAAAAGGUAGUAACUACCACCUCCACCACCAAUGGCCAGGUGAUACUUCGCCAGAUGCCACACAACGCCAUGGUCAGCACGGACGAUCAAACGCCUCUACGAACUAGACUGACCUCUAGCGUUGGCAGUGGAGAACUUCGACAACAUUUAAAGAAUGACAAUGGAGGCGAUGUAACAGAUCAAGAAGUUACAGUCGGUGGUUCUUCGUUUUUGACACACGCCAAAUCUCACGCGCAUCUCUCAGAUGACAAGAUGGAGGUAGCUUCUUCAAGUACGAAUCUGGCUAACGAAUCGUGUCCACGUGAAAAAGAUAUAAUUACAGGUCACGUGGUGGCGUUUCCAAACACCACAGUGACCUCGCGUGGUCAUCCAUUUUACACAGUGCGUGAGUAUACAAGCAACACUGCCGGCUAUGAUCAGCAUCUCUCGUAUUCCAUGUCAUCAAAUAACAAUAUGCGACUUAACAUUCAUAAUGAGCGCGAGGCUAAUAAUUCAUUGGCUAACGGGAACAGCAUCUACAAAUCAAAUAUUGCAAGUGCCCUGCCCAUCAAAGCGGAGAGCACGGCGACAAAAAACGCCCCGAAAGCAUCGCUUUCAUUCGACGUUGCGUCAUCCUCGUCCACGGUGUCAGCGCCCGAUUCCACGUGCGAUUCCGAUCCUCAUAAAAACGGUACCCAACGUACGUCAGAGAUGAUCGCGCGCAACACGACAAGGAAAACGGCUUACGUCCGUCCCGGGUUAGUGGGUAAUCGAUUCGCGGGUUCGCAGCCAACCAGAUGCGACGGCUCGGCUGAUGUCAUGAGGCAAACGUCAGCAGCAGACGGCUCGGGAGCCAAAAGACCUUUUCUUGACAUGCGCUCCAUCUGGGAUAUAGGUCAGCCGAUUGUCUCUACACGAUCGCCUAGGAAACCAAUUACUUGUUAUAAAGAUUACAUCAGUUAACAAAAAAAAAAGGUGAACACCUUCAUUUGGUUUCAACAGUUUAAAAAACUGUAAAUAAUAAUAACGAAUUUUUACUUUAAUUAAAAUAUAGGAGAACAUUUCUAUAACUGGUUAUGUGAACACCUCUGACACCUCUUUGUUGAAUACUGACUUGACCUGAUGAGAUAAUUAGCUUUACAUUAAACAAUGUGUUACUUAAUAAAGUUAGAACAGAAAAAAAAAUCAAUAAACAAAAAUACUAAAUUAGUCAAUUUAUUAUUGGUAAUUAAUUAUUUUGUUUGAUAUUGAAAAAGAUAAAUUAAUUAAAGAUUAUUGAUAGAUUUGGUUUUAAGGGCGGAGUUCUUCUCCUUUAGAUAAGCUUUGUUGUUGUUUUUAAAGGAAGUUUUUAUAUUUUGUUUGUUUCUUUGUGAUUUUGUUGUUCUUUUGGGCCGCUGGAAUUGUUUGAGAAUUAUUGUUAUUACCUUGAGAGCACGUGCAUGUUUUCAAAAUGUUCACCGACUCCUGUCGGAAUCUUCACUGAUUUCAGUCUUCACUGACUCUUGUGGGGACGCCCACUGAUUCACUGACUCAAGUGGCGAUGAUUAGUAACGGAUGAUAGAGACUUACUUAUCUAAACUGCAAUGAAUACAAUUAAAAGAAAAGA
Messenger RNA from Biomphalaria glabrata, 2282 nucleotides. RefSeq lists its product as uncharacterized. The coding region runs from base 449 to 1639 and encodes 396 amino acids. The record is from RefSeq and is a predicted model, not a curated record. NCBI's taxonomy places the organism in Eukaryota, Metazoa, Mollusca, Gastropoda, Planorbidae. The transcript has 2 exons.